UUCUGGACAAGCUGUGGUGACUUGCCUCUACCGGUGCGACAGAGUUGGUCUUCAACAUCUCCAUGGCAAGUAGUAUUCAAUAUACAUUGCAAUACUGGACAUUUUAUACACACCUACAAAUAACACCCAGACGAGAUAUUUCUGUAUCUCGAAAAGGUGUCUACAAAUAACAGUACAGCCCACUAGGUUCGAUACAGGGCCAACCCUAAAUCCAUAAUCUAUCCCUUUCCUGUAAUAAUCUCUGUACCCUUAGUACAGAAAGGGCCUUCUCUCGGGAUGUACGGCCCUAAUCAUCAGCAAGGCCAUGCCUCGCGCCUCAAUGGCGUUCCUGGGGGUCGCGGAAUUGGACCACAAAUGAUGUACAACUUUGUCCAACAACAAAAUUCCCAACACCAUCAUACACAUCCCCAGCAGCACCAUCAAAAUAUACCACAAGAUCAUUCAGCCCAUACUACCUCCGCCACCCUUACACACUCAACUUUCUCCUCCGGACUCAUGUCCAAUGUAACACCCUUCACCCCCAGUAGCCAUCAAAACGGAAAUACCCCAGGUUCUCGUGGCGGACAAGCCCAGCAAUAUAGCGAGCACUGGAACGAGCAGCUCAGAUCGUACAAGGAGUCCGAACGGGCCCAUCAGACAAUGACAGAAGCCCAUCAACCUCAUUACUUUGCUCGGCUCAGGGCCAGUGAAAAUAAGGGUAUUGGACCAGUGCUCACGAGCGCCAACUCGGCUGAUGCUACGGAUGGAGAACUAGAAGACAGGGGCCGACCCGUUAAUGUCGAUAAGGCCCUUGAUCGACAAGAUUGGUUAAAUCUCGAUUUCAGUGGGCAAGGGCUCAAGAACAUCUCUACAAUGCUUUUCGACCACUAUGCCUUCCUUACGGAGCUAUACCUGGCUUCGAACAAUUUGACCCGACUACCACGCGAGAUCGGCCAGCUUCGAUCAUUGCGAUAUCUCGAUAUAUCCCACAAUCAGCUGACUUCUCUGCCACCUGAGUUGGGCAUGUGCACACCUCUGCGCCAGUUGCUUUUGUACAAUAACCUCAUUCAGACUAUCCCCCCGGAGCUUGGCGCUUUACAUUUUCUCGAGUUGCUUGGCAUUCAAGGCAAUCCGCUAGAACAGGACCAGAAGCAAAAGCUCGUCGAGGAGGGUACAAAGGCCUUGAUCGCUCAUCUCAAAGAGCAAGCCCCAGUUCCUAUCCCGCCAAACCCACGUGUGCCCAUCACUAUUCAGGAGGAUGUCGGCUCCGACAAGGAACGUAUCCGCAUCCUGUCCUGGAACACCCUUUGUGACAAGUAUGCUACCAGCACGCAGUAUGGUUACACGCCUGCGAGCGCCCUCUCUUGGGAAUAUCGUAAAGAGAGCAUCAUUCGCGAGUUUCGGGAGAGAGAUGCAGACGUCAUGUGUCUCCAAGAGACAGCCAUGGACGCAUUCGAUACAUUCUUCACCCCCGAACUUGCAAAGUACGGUUAUAAGGGCGUUUUCUACCCGAAAACCCGUGUCAAGCACUUGACAGGAAAGGAUCAGCAGUCGGUUGAUGGUUGCUCCAUCUUCUAUAAAGCUAACAAAUACAUCAUGUUAGACAAGCAAUUAGUUGACUUCCGACAGACAGCCAUCAACCGACCCGACAUGAAGUCCGCGGAUGACGUGUUUAACCGAGUAAUGCCGAAAGACACUAUUGCUGUCUACUGCUUCUUCGAGUCACGUUUUACCGGCAAUCGGUUCAUUGUUGUCAAUGCGCAUUUGUGUUGGGAAUCCUUCCUAGCAGACGUGAAGGCCGUUCAAACAGGAAUUCUUAUGGAGCUUGUCACAAAGCAAUCUGAAAAAUAUACUCGAAAGCCAGCUUGCACUGUGGAGGAAAAGCAGCUUGCUAGACCCUCUACAGCAGAAGGGGAUGCAGAUAACUCUGCCGAGGAGUGUCCAGAUAUUGUUGCCAGCCAAGAAUAUCGCACUAAUACCGAUAUACCCUUACUUGUCUGUGGCGACUACAAUUCCAUGGCGGACAGCUCUGUAUACGAGUUACUGGAGAAGGGUCGGAUCCCCCCCGACCACCCAGAUCUAAUUGGCCACUCUUACGGCAACUUCACACGGGAUGGCAUUGAGCAUCCAUUCAGCUUACGCAACGCCUAUGCUCAUCUCUUCGGGACCCCCGACGAACUCACGUUCACCAACUACACCCCAACAUUCUCCGGGGUAAUCGACUACAUCUGGUAUACUACUAAUACACUGGAUGUUGUGGAAUUGCUAGGACCACCUGAUUAUGAGUAUCUCAAACGAGUCCCAGGCUUUCCAAACUACCACUUUCCAGCCGAUCACAUACAUAUCAUGGGCGAUUUCGUCUUCAAGUCCCGGAAAGACAAGAAAGGGAUUACCGAUCAGGACAAGACCGGCAGUAUGGCAAAGCCUUGACUCUAAACUCAGACUAGCAACCCCCACGAGAAUUGAAUAUAACAACUCACAUACAUCUUUGAACCCCUAGUCCUAGGAGCCCAUGAAAUGUAGCUGGAUUCAACUAGGCAGCAAUAACAGGAAUGCCUUAUGCCAAUUGCAUUUCAAAGGGGCAUUGGGGAGGAACCAUUAGUUGUA
Molecule: messenger RNA, 2586 nt
Organism: Hypoxylon fragiforme
Lineage: Eukaryota; Fungi; Ascomycota; Sordariomycetes; Xylariales; Hypoxylaceae
Product: glucose-repressible alcohol dehydrogenase transcriptional effector
Exons: 2
Coding region: 277-2409 (710 amino acids)
Biological process (GO): nuclear-transcribed mRNA poly(A) tail shortening
Cellular component (GO): cytoplasm; CCR4-NOT complex; nucleus
Molecular function (GO): poly(A)-specific ribonuclease activity; protein binding
Source: RefSeq, a predicted model, not a curated record